UUGAAAUGCAAAGAGUCUUUAUUUAUGCAGAUAAUCAGAGAUAGAAAAUAUAAAGGCGCCAAUAUGCGACAUUGUAUCACCGUACGAGACAGAAUGUAGCAAUGCAGUCACGGGUGAGAGAGAGAGAGAGAGAGAGAGAGAGAGAGAGAGCGCGAACGUGCGGAGAGCGCGCGCGCGCGCACCACAUACAGGUGAGCUACCUGUCAGAUCACUGAAGCAGCGCAGCAUCUCGUCAUGCACAUCCCUCCCGUACCUUACUAUCAUUCCCACAUCGAGCUGUUGCACUUCUCUCUCUCUGGAAUACCGCUUAGCACAUGCAGGAUAGGCUUUUUCACUUUUCAAAUGUUCCACCUGUACUGCAGAACUUUUGAUGAGUCAGUAGACGGGACCAUCUUGAUCUGGUUCAUCAAGCGAUCCCACAGUCCCAUAGUUUCUCCAUCUAUCCCGCAGUGUAAAGAUAGGUGGCGCGUGUGUCAGAGUCUCAAAGCGCAAAAGUAAAAGAGAGAGCGCAGAAAUGUCAUCUGAAGAGGCGGAACACGUCAGUGCGUCCUCAGAUCUUGGAUGAAGGAGCGGAGCCCAUGCGGACUGCCAUCUGACCCACUCUUAUCAAUGAAGCAGGAGAUCAUGGCGGAGGGUCCCCGGUGUAAGAGGAGAAAACAGGCCAACCCGAGGAGAAAGAACGUGUUGAGCUAUGAAAAUGUGGUGGAUGCCGGUUCAGGGUCCGAUGAGGAGGACAGACUGCUGGGUUCUGAGGGCGAAGGCAGUCCAGCAGGAGUGCCUAGUCUGGAGGCCUCACCCCGGGUAGCACAAGCUCUGCUCUCCUGCCGGGACGAUGAAGAAAAUGAAAGCCAGGAUGGGGCAGGAGCCCACGUUUGGCACCACAGAGAUGUCAACGGCUCAGAGGAGAGAAAAGCUGAGUACAACUCCUUGAGUCCUGACAUCUCUCUCCAUGGAAUUGGAAAUGGUACAGUUAAGGGUAUUGAUGCCACUUCGGAGCUGGAAAGUUUCUUUGGCAAUAGAAAACUGGAUGAUGGUGAGGGACAUGGGCCGAGCAUUGCAGAGUACCUGCAGGACACUGUUAUCAUUUACCCAGAGGACCCAGAGGAGGGCACGAGACUGGGCACACCAGAGACCAAUGGACAAGAUGAAAAUGAAAAUGACCUGGCACUAAGGACGCCAGAUGCCUUUGCCCAACUGUUGACUUGCCCCUACUGUGACCGGGGCUACAAGCGGCUGACCUCCCUAAAGGAGCACAUCAAGUACCGACAUGAGAAAAAUGACGAGAGCUUCCCCUGUCCCCUGUGCAGUGACACCUUUGCCUACCGCACCCAGCUUGAGCGCCAUAUGGCCACACACAAGUCAACCAGAGAACAGCCACAACUGCUAAACGAAGGGGCAGAUAACCGCAAGUUCAAAUGCACAGAGUGUGGAAAAGCCUUCAAAUACAAACAUCAUUUGAAAGAGCACCUCCGUAUACACAGUGGAGAGAAGCCAUAUGAGUGCUCCAACUGUAAGAAGCGCUUCUCCCACUCUGGCUCCUACAGCUCCCACAUAAGUAGCAAGAAGUGCAUUGGCCUCAUCUCUAUGAAUGGACGGGUACGCCAUGGAGUCAGCACAAAGCCAGGUUCAUCACCAAACUCUGCCGCAUCCUCCCCUGGCAGUCCUGCCUUAGCUCAGCUCCGUCACAAACUGGAGAACGGCAGGUCCAUGAGUCUCCAAGAUCCAUCUGCCCACUCGGACAUCAAGUCUGAGCCCAUGGACUUCAAUGAAUACCGUCUCAUGAUCGCAUCUCAGCAAGAAUAUGGAGGGUCAGGAGCCUUUAUAAAUGGUGGUGGCCGUGGGGGGAGCCCUCUAGGUAUGCAACACUUGGGUAUUGAGUUAAAUUGUCAUCCAUUGGGAUAUCCAGGGUUCAGCAACAACAUGAGUGAGGUUCAGAAAGUUCUUCAGAUCGUGGACAACACAGUUUUCCGACAGAAAAUGGAUGGCAACCCAGAAGAGAUCUCUAAGCUCAGAGCAUACAUUAAAGAAUUAGGCACCCAGAUGGAGAAGCAGAAGCUUGCGCUGGCCUCCCAGCAAGCUUUCCUUGGUGUUGGUCAUAACAGUCCAACCAAGACCAUCAUUGACUACACACUGGAAAAGGUCAAUGAAGCCAAAGCGUGUCUCCAGAGUUUAACGGAAGAUUCUAAGAGGCGGACUGUGGAGAUCAAGAAAGAAAGACCCAGCCAUAGCAUGGAUCUUGGAUCUGAAGACAAAGCACAGGUGAGAGAUGCACAAUAUGUGCCAUACUCAUGUCAGUAUUGCAAGGAGACGUUUUCUGGCCCUAUUCCAUUGCAUCAACAUGAGCGUUAUCUUUGCAAGAUGAACGAGGAGAUCAAGGCUGUCCUCAAACCUAACGAAACUGUACCACCAAGCCGCAGGGGUCUUUUCAGUACUGAGCAGCAGGCCUCAUCCAUUUCUGAGAGGAAUGCCACCAGCCCGGUCAACCCCUACAAGGAUCACAUGUCAGUACUGAAAGCUUACUUUGCCAUGAACACUGAGCCCAACUCUGAGGAACUGAGGAAGAUCUCCAUGGCAGUGGGUCUUCCUCAGCAUUUUGUGAAGGAUUGGUUUGUGCAAUGGAAAGCUCAAUCUCCUCACAGCUUGUCUAGGAAAAGAUCUCCUGAACGAAACUGUGCAGAGAUCAACCAUGGAUUGGUCCGAGAGUCAGCACUUAACCGGUCACCAGUUUCCCUGCGCCAAUAUGGCGACUCGACAGCUGAGAUCCUAGCCAUCAUCAAUGACGAUUCAGGACACAGGCUGUCCAAACCGCGUCAGUUUACAGGCAUCAGGCAGACCAAUGAAAAGCCACUUGACUCUGUGGACCACUUGAGAGGUGAGACACCCUCACCUUUGAACCUUUCAUCGUCAUCAUCCAAACACUCUCAUAGCAGUUCGUACACCCCUAACAGCCUCGCCUCAGAGGAUGCCCAUGGGGAACCACUAGACUUGUCUUUGCCAAAACAAGUUUUCAAGGCAGAACGGAGGCCCAAACUGAAUGGUUUUUUUCUUGACCACAAUUGUGACUCUUCUGCACAUGAACAGGGAACAGAACCUUUAAACUUGGCCCACAUCAAGAAGGAGUUCAAUGGGUCCAAUGAAAAUCAUCUGGAGAAAAGCUCAAGCCCCAUCUUUAGCAUAAACCCUUUCGGUGGCGGCCAUAUGUACACCUCGCUUCCCCCUCAUGGAGCAUUCCCUCCACCUACGUUCAUGUCACCGGCUCAGGCCAGCAUCCCAGGACUCAGGCCUUAUCCAGGGUUGGAUCCUAUGAGCUUCCUACCACAUAUGGCUUAUACUUAUUCAGCGGAGGCAGCCAGCUUUGCUGAGAUGCAGCAACGUCGGAAAUACCAGCGGAAACCAGGCUUACAGGGGGAGCUACUGGACAGUGCAGGGGACUAUCUGUCAGGGCUAGAGGACCUGACAGACAGCGAGUCGCUUCUCGCCCGGAAGAAGAUUAAGAAGACUGAAAGUGGUAUGUACGUGUGUGACUUGUGCGACAAAACAUUCCAGAAGACCAGUUCCCUCCUAAGACACAAAUAUGAGCACACAGGAAAGCGGCCUCACCAGUGUCAGAUUUGUAAGAAGGCCUUCAAACACAAGCACCACCUCAUCGAGCACUCACGCCUACACUCGGGCGAGAAACCCUACCAGUGCGACAAAUGUGGCAAGCGCUUUUCCCACUCCGGCUCUUACUCGCAGCACAUGAACCACAGAUAUUCCUACUGCAAACGGGAGGCGGAAGAGCGCGAGGCUGCCAAACAAGAUAGUCAUGACAACAGCAGACCCCUUGAGCCCACAGAGCUCCUAAUGCGUCGGGCUUACCUUCAAGGACUCGGGCCCCUAGGGUUUUCAGAUCCAGAGGACCAGACUGAGGACAUCACACGAGGCAACACCAUCUUGAGAGAUGGCACUGAGGACAGGGCCAGAGAGGUAGAGGCGUAUCCGAAAGUGACUGACAGGCAAGAGACAGGGUUGGAAGAGGAGAUGGAGGCAGAGAAGCCGAGAUUUGGCACUCAGAGCCCAGAUGGGACAACAAAAGAAGAGAAAGAGUGUGAAGUAACGGGAGGGACAGAGGACGAGAGCUCGGAAGAGGGGAAAUUGGCGAGCAGAAUAAAUCCUUACGGCGAGAAUGAGGAUGCUGAUUAACUACUGCGUUUCGGAUUACGCUUACUGCAUACUUUGUUUUCGUUUUCCCUCAAGCUUGUAUUUGCCCUUCUUCCACCCCUUUGGAGGGACUUUGAGCCAGAUUCACAUUUGUACCACAAUGCCACGUCUUGGUGGAGGCUUGUGCUCGUCGAUAUAAAGAGUGGAAGUCCAAUAAGCAAGCAUCAUAAACUAGGUCGGAUCAUGAAGAAAUCCAUAUUAUGCAAAACUAAAUGUGUUAACGAUUGUCAGGAAAAAAACAACAAAUGUACAGAGUUUUCAGCAAGACAGCUGUGCGGUGCUGAUUUCCAUAUAACUCCUGUAUUUGAUUGUGGUUGUAGCACAAGUCUGGAAAUUACACUCUGAAAGUAUUACAAAAAAAGGCAAAAUAAAACACACAAAAAAAAAAAGAAAAGAAAGAAAAAAAUCUUAUAGGUAAAAAAAAAGCAUUGCCUAUAUGUACUUAUACUGCGCUUGAAGACGCAGUAGUGUGUCAGUGUUAUAUUUCGUCUAUCACUUACUGUGAUACCCCAGAUUUUACCUUUCUUUUCCUGACCAGCCACACCAUUUUGGGGGUCCCACCAUGGCUUUUUAUAACGUUAUUUUAACUAAAGAAAAUCAAAUAAAAAUACCUAUGUGAUUCUUAAACAUACAAAGUCUUAAAGUUGGCCAGGGGUGGAUGAAAAGUGUGAGAAACUGUCAUGAUGACGAAGGCUCGUUGUAUGAAUGUUCGCCAGAACCCGUUUUUUGUUUUUUUUUGUUCGAGAAAAGCCUUAUAUGCAAACCCUUUCACCUGUGUUUUCUGAAAGUGCCAUCCUUGUACAGUAUAAAGCGAAGUCAACUAGUGUUCUCUUUGCACCUGCUUUAGUAUUAAAUUAAAUAUUUCACCUUGUCGUUUGAAAUACCUACAUCAGUAUUAGUAUAUCUAGACUGCAGUUGUUUAGUUUACAUAUUGUUUGUGCAAUUUUCUGUAUUUUUUAAGGUCAUCUGUCAGUAUUAUCUUGGUUUGUUUUAUUUUGUUCAAUACAAAAUUCAUUUUUAUUUUAAACUACCAUUUUAUUUAUGUGACUCAUUUUAUAUUUCCUAAUUAUAUUUAUUUCAUACUGUAGUGUACAGUAUUAUAGUUCCUUGAUAUAGAUAUAUUUUAGUAAAUAAGGAUCCUUACAAGUGGAGCAAAUUUUACGUAAAGAGAGCAUUUAUUGUAUCUGGAGCGAUUGAUGUGAAUUGCUCUUCAUACUACACUUACCUGAUGAAGGAGAAUCUACAAUUUGAGAACUUUUGAUACAAUAUUGUGAAAACACUGUAUUUUUGACUAAAAGGAAAAAAAAAAAUCCACUUUAUUCAUCUUAUUUGUUUUUUCCUUUUUCCCUUUUUAGCUAAAGAUA
Messenger RNA from Xyrauchen texanus (razorback sucker), 5564 nucleotides. RefSeq names its product zinc finger E-box-binding homeobox 2-like. Bases 562 to 4182 code for a protein of 1206 amino acids. Lineage: Eukaryota; Metazoa; Chordata; Actinopteri; Cypriniformes; Catostomidae. Gene Ontology annotation, biological process: anatomical structure development; regulation of transcription by RNA polymerase II. Gene Ontology annotation, molecular function: DNA-binding transcription factor activity, RNA polymerase II-specific; RNA polymerase II cis-regulatory region sequence-specific DNA binding. The record is from RefSeq and is a predicted model, not a curated record. The transcript is spliced from 10 exons.